This is a messenger RNA of Prunus persica (peach), 1266 nucleotides long. RefSeq names its product LEAF RUST 10 DISEASE-RESISTANCE LOCUS RECEPTOR-LIKE PROTEIN KINASE-like 2.5. The record is from RefSeq and is a predicted model, not a curated record. Lineage: Eukaryota; Viridiplantae; Streptophyta; Magnoliopsida; Rosales; Rosaceae. Gene Ontology annotation, molecular function: protein kinase activity; ATP binding. Gene Ontology annotation, biological process: protein phosphorylation.
UGUUCCGCCGAUCAUCAUAAUCAUUCUUUUUACUAUAUGCAUAUCAAGGAAAAGAAUACUGGCCUUCCUCAAGAGAGAUAAAGGGGACGAGUUUGAUGUUGAGGCAUUUAUAAGGAACUAUGGAUCACUUACUCCAAAGCGGUAUACCUAUGCAAACGUCAAGAAAAUGACAGACUCUUUCAAAGAUAAAAUAGGUAAAGGUGGAUACGGAACCGUGUACAAAGGCAGGCUACCUGAUGGCCUUCUCGUGGCAGUCAAAGUCCUACGCGAGUCCAAGGGUAAUGGAGAAGACUUUAUUAAUGAGGUUGCUAGCAUUGGUAGAACCUCCCAUGUCAACAUAGUCACUCUUUCUGGAUUCUGUUACGAGAGGGACAAAAGAGCUCUGAUUUAUGAAUUCAUGCCUAAUGGAUCUCUGGAUAAUUUCAUACAUAAGCACGGAUCUGAAAUGGAAAAUCGUCGCUUAGAAUGGAAAACACUAUCUGAAAUUGCAGUUGGCAUUGCUCGAGGACUAGAAUACUUACACCGUGGUUGUAACACGAGAAUUCUGCAUUUUGACAUAAAGCCACGGAACAUUCUGUUGGACAAAGAUUUUUGCCCAAAAAUCUCUGAUUUUGGCCUUGCCAAAUUAUGCAAAACAAAGGAGAGUAUUGUAUCGAUGUUAGGUGCGAGAGGAACUGCAGGAUACAUAGCACCAGAAGUUUUUAGUCGGAACUUUGGAGGCGUAUCUCACAAAUCUGAUGUGUACAGCUACGGGAUGUUGAUUCUUGACAUGGUUGGAGCAAGAAAGAAUUUGGAUUCGGGAGUGACUCAUACGAGCGAAAUGUUCCCAAAUUAUGUUUACACAAGGCUGAACAUAUUUGGGGAUAUACCUGAGGAGGAAGAAGAAGUGGCAAGAAAGCUGACUUUAAUAAGCCUGUGGUGCAUUCAGACCAUUCCUUCUGAUCGGCCAUCAAUGAGCAAAGUUGGAGAGAUGUUGGAAGGACCCCUUCAUUCCUUGCAAAUUGCACCAAAGCCUUUCUUAUCUUCUCCUACAAUAGCUGCAGAGGACUCUAUGACCACAACCCAACCGUCUGAAACUGACUAGGGCAAUUAGUUUCAUCAGCAGAUAUCUUGUAAUUAGGAAAUGCCAACUGAAUUAUAAGAAAGUUGGCUUGGUGAAAAUGAGACAGUUUUCAUUAUCCGAAAUGUCUAUGUAUGGCAAGACAAUCUGCAUACUGGUUGACAUUGUAUUAAUAUGUCACAUUGUCUUCUCAACGAAGUGCUCUG